This is a messenger RNA of Trichoderma atroviride IMI 206040, 398 nucleotides long. RefSeq lists its product as uncharacterized. The record is from RefSeq and is a predicted model, not a curated record. NCBI's taxonomy places the organism in Eukaryota, Fungi, Ascomycota, Sordariomycetes, Hypocreales, Hypocreaceae.
AUGCAAGUCUUAGCCAGCGCGGAGCUCACCCUGGCGCGCCUCCUGCGGCCAGACCACAGCUCCAGCCCCGCUACGCUCACGCCCCCGACCGGAGGAUUCUGCUCGCUGCGGUUCAGGUUUGCUGCUGGAGAGGAGAGGCUCGCUCGUUGGCGAUGGCCAGGCUGGGCUGGGCGUGGCUGGGCGACUCGUCUGGCUCUGGCUCCGGCUCUGGCUCUGGCCGUGGCUCCCCUCCUCUGUGCCUACAUCAAAGGCGCUUUUCGUCCUUUGUCUCGCCGGCCUACUUGGACUAAUGUCCAUCCCUACUCCACCCCAAGCAGCGGGCAUGUCACUCCGCCGGUGACGACGCCAGCAGACACGCUGAGAUCCAGCGAUGCCACCCCAAGGCCGAGCGCUCGCCG